AUGGUGGAGAUUUGCAGUCAAGUAUUGACCCUGAUCUGCUGGAACAUUGCCAGCCGUGUUCUCCAGCGAACAUGGUGGCCCACGAUCCUUCAGUCCGACUCAGUACAAAGCCAUGGUGCCCGACUCUGGAUCUCCCUCAUUUCCUGGGCGGUCCCUAUCAUUUCAGUCCUCAUCGCCAUCGCUGGUGUUGUUACUCCUCUGGGCCUUUAUGAAGAGAUCGAUACACUCGGGAGUAGGCUAGGAUCCUUCUCGUAUAUCAAAGACAGCGGGUCUUUCGGCGCAGCUACAUCGCAGAGAGGGCUUCACAACUUUUCUCGCACCUGUAGCUGGGGUCACAGCCUGCUGGAUCAAGGCCCGGCACCCUGCCCUUACUCUGAGAGCAGCGUUAUUGUCAGCGGAAGCAACCGCACCCUGAACUUCACUAUGCCCUUCGGCAUCGAUUCCAAAAUCAACCUCACCGCGAAGGAAAUAUUCUCCAGCGGAACGAAAGACCGCACAACAAUCUCAAACUUCUUCGACAUUGAAUGGCGGCAGCUUACCGUCAGGAGACGGGCCUUCGUCGAUAACGGCACCGAGGUUGCUGUCGGCGCAUACCGUCAGCUAGAGAGCCACAUCAUGGACCCGAACAUCAAGGUCGUCGAAGGCCUGAUUGUUGACGCGGCUAAUGGUGGUAUUGGUUUCCGGAACCAUACCAUACCCACCAACAUCGAUCAAGGGGCUAGCUGGUCCGAGGACCUGCUGUUUAUUGAGCCAAUCACGAGUUGCGUUGGGCUGAACUUGACGCUCGACUUCGAAGUCAAUUAUACCGUUCCUUCUCCGAGCAUUGACAAUCUCAGACUCACCGACCGCGGGGGGUUCGUAAACAUCAACCGCACGUACCCAUUCUACAACAGCGAGAAUACGCAGGCAAAUCCAGACUUGGAUGGAAGAGCCUACAAAGGAGCCUGGCUUAACAACUUUUGGACUAUGGCAUAUUUGAACGUGACGGCGACGAGUAACAAGACUGUCGGCAGGAAGGCAUGGUCGUACGUGGACUCCCACCUGGGUAAGGAGUUCCCGCUUGACGUAGACGUUCUUACAAGCUACCGAGGGCUCGGGCUCGGCAGAUUCGGCAGUUACCUGGAUCUCAACCAUUUUACUAUUGGUGCAAACCCAUCUGCAAACUGGUCAAAUCCAUUCGGCGUCGACGACAGAAACUUCUCAGACGUUGAGGUACUUUGCAGCGGCGCCGGUAACGCAGACCUCGCUAACAUCUCACACAUUUACGUUGGAUGCGGCCUGCUUCGCGGUGUGCCCCAGAGGGUUGAUGGCGGUAGCAAGCUGGCUGUGUAUGAGAACCACAGCAAAUGGUCUUCUCCCCUUUACUCUUGCGCCGCGGCUGUGCGGACAAUAGUAAAGACAGUCACAUUUACCGCCAACGGCACUGACGGACUCAGCAGUCUUAAGGUCACGUCCAUCAUGCCAAAGAACUACAGCAGCCCCGAGGACUACCCGCUUUGGGGUAUGGAAGAUUCUGGCCUCAGUAUGGAUGGCAUCAGUUCCAUCUGGGGGAUAAUCUCACCCGAGUACGCUUCUCGGCCUAAUGUUUCAACAGUCAAGCAGCGGGAGUUCCAUAUUCCAGGAUAUUCCGCCUCUCUUUCACUCAGCGAGCUUGAACCCUCUCUCGGGUCAACGACGUAUAACUUACCCGGUAGCGACUUUCCAUCAAGUGUGAUGAAACUUCUCUUCCCUUACAAUUCGAAUCAAGGGGCACUUAAUAAGGAGUGGCCAUUCGAUCUGGCUGGUGCGUCGAAUAUGCCCAUCUUUGAACGGUGGCAGGCUCUUUCUGCGGAUGCGACUGGCAUCUCAAAUGUCAUCAAGCUUCUAUGGACCGAUCUUGCGGCUUCAGCGGUGGUUGGAACGAAGGGGACGCUGGGCUCAAUCAAUAACGUGCCGGAAGACGCCGUCGAAAUCUCUAUCCAGGUGUUCGGACGGAGGAUCAAGUAUCACUACGCGUUCGGAAUCCCGGCUUUCCUUCUGCUGUUGGUCAUGUUGUCGAUCAUGCUCGUCUUGCUCGUGACUUCCAUCUCUCAAUCAUCGACUAUUAAUGUUCUUCGACGUCGCCUUCAGCAACUCACUGUUGGCAGAAUUCUCACAACAAUUCUGUACCCUGAGAGCAGUGACCUGGCCAUGUCGAGCAAGGAAUGGAGCAGCGCAAACGGGAGCAAGACAGUCCUUCUGAAUCACGCGCCUCAGAAGACUGCAGUGGCAGAGGAGGAGAAUCUUACGAAGUAUCGAGCAGACACACCGGCUGAAGAGGUGAAAGUAGGAUUGAUGACAAGCGAAAGGAGAGCAGAAUGA
Colletotrichum chrysophilum is the source of this 2340-nucleotide messenger RNA. RefSeq lists its product as uncharacterized. Lineage: Eukaryota; Fungi; Ascomycota; Sordariomycetes; Glomerellales; Glomerellaceae. The record is from RefSeq and is a predicted model, not a curated record. The transcript is spliced from 2 exons. The coding region runs from base 1 to 2340 and encodes 779 amino acids.